AUGAAUUCUGCCUUCAGCUGUGCAGGUUUAGGUUGCCGUCUCUGUCCUUAAUGUUCAUUUGCUGCUGGGGGAACUUGGGUAACAUGUGCGAGGGCGAUGGGCCAUGGGACUCCUGAUAAUAUGAACUGGGCUGGACUACUGCAGAAUCUGCUGGUUGUGGUCCAUCUGCAGCAGAUCAUAUGCGGUUCUGUCUGGUUUUCCAUCCCAGAGGAACAGGAGCCUGGUAUUCUGGCGGGGUCACUUAGUAAACACUUUCCACCUCCGUACCAGCUCCUGACCCAGGAGUACCUGUGGAUGGACAAAAACACAGGGAAUUUCUACACCACUGAGCAAAAGAUGGAUCGCGAGGCCCUCUGCCCCGAGGAGACAAAAGCUGAGGAAUGCAUUAUUUUACACAAUGCUGUCGUGGGGCCCUCUGGAGACCUUAUACAGUUCCCUGUGAUCAUAGAGGACAUCAAUGACAAUGCACCUCAUUUUGAAAACAGUGAAAUACACCUGAGGGUGUCUGAGGACGUGACUGUGGGGACCAGUUUCUUAUUGGAUGACCAGGCUCAGGACAGUGAUGCCGGACAUAACGGCGAGCUGCAUUACCACCUAGAAGAUUCAAAUGGAGUUUUCAGUUUGAAAGUGGACGGAGACGAGCCUGUCAUCAUGCUGGUUGUGCAAACAGCUCUAGACAGGGAGACUCGGGACCUGUAUCAGAUGGCGCUGGUGGCCACCGACAGUGGCGCCGACCCUUUAAGUGCUACAGCAACUUUAAUAGUCACAGUGACAGAUGUUAAUGACAACUGUCCAAGCUUCAGCGCCGACAGCCCCCGCAGUGUCACCAUCCCUGGUGACUCCAAGAAGAACAUGCUGGUUGCUCAGGUCAGAGCCACAGACCCAGAUUCAGGCCCAAAUGCUGCCAUCGUAUACUCCCUCAGUCCCAAAGUCUCUGAGCGGGCCAAGAAGCUCUUUAGCCUCGACAGCCUCACUGGGUCCAUCAGACUAACACAGGACCUCCAGAGUGACAACUCCGAGGAGCUGCUGUUGAAAGUGUUAGCUAUCGGCCAUCACUGCCCCCCAGCAGACAUUCAGGUAACCAUAUCCGUGGUCCCCAAGGCGAACCAAGAGCUGGCGAUCAAGAUCGGGUUCAUAGCAGAGCAUCAAAACCAGACUAUGGUGAUACCAGAGAACCAGCCCCCCACCGUCUUAGCUGUUUUAGAGCUUGAGGGUGACAGCGGCUUUAAAGGCUCAUCUCUUGCCAUUGAGAGCGAGGUGCCUUUCACUUUGAGCCCACAGAAUGGCAAAUAUCUGCUUUCCACAUCAAAGCCUCUAGACUAUGAGAUGAAAAGCGAACAUCAUAUUUCUGUGGUAGUGCACGGGAGAUCAGCCGAAGGAUCUGUGAUCGCUCCUUCCAGGCGUGUGAUCAGGGUGUUGGUGGCAGAUGUCAAUGAUAAUGCUCCACAUUUCCUCCAGUCUCACUACCAGCUGGAGGUGGAGGAAAACAACCAGCCAGGGAUGUCCCUGUUGUGGGUCUCAGCGUCAGACGCAGACAGCGGAUACAAUGGCAGAGUGACCCACAGGCUGGACAAGCACACAUCUACCAUCUUUAACAUUGACCCCGUGACAGGUCAACUGUCCGUGUCAGCCUCUCUGGAUAGGGAACAGCAGGGCGUACACAAACUCACUGUGUUUGCACGAGAUAGCGGCUCUCCUCCUUUGGAGUCAGUGGCCACAGUAUCCAUUCGUGUUCUGGACCAGAAUGACAAUGCACCUGUUUUUCUAACCCCUCACUUCAUCUUUUUUAUCCCUGAGAAUGUACCACCGCUUGCCCCAGUAGGGAGGGUGGGGGUGACAGACCCAGACGAAGGAGAGAAUGGGAACACAGAGCUGCAUGUUGUAAACAGCAGUGGACCUUUUGUUGUAGAUAAUACCCAGGGGACGCUGCGCACCACCACAAACUUGGACCGUGAGACAGACGACCGCUAUGAACUCUACCUGCUGGCCAGUGAUCACGGACACCCACUCGCUUUAACUUCCCUUGCCAGGGUAACUAUCUUUGUGGAGGACAUCAAUGACAACCAGCCAAAAGUGAUCCUUCCCAGCAGCAACUCCUCAUGCCAGACUGUCUCUCCAGGAACUAUCGCAGGCACCAUAGUAACAAAGAUCUAUGCCAUCGACGAGGACUCAGGGCUGAACUCAGAGAUUACAUACACCGUUGUUGCACCGGAGCCAGCACAAAAUAGCAGCCCCUUCCAGGUGGAUUCAAGGUCGGGGAACAUCACCGUGGCUCAGCAACUUCUACGAAAAGACCUAGGAAUGCAUCACCUGUUCAUUGUGGUCAGGGAUGGGGGGAAACCAGCUCCGCUUUAUACAACUGUGUGGGUUAACCUGUUGGUCAACGAGAGCAUGGGGCCCUGCCUCUUAGACAGGGCCCCCACCUGGACAGGGACAUCUGACUUGGUUCAAACCCCCUCAAAGGCCUCCAUCUGUGAGGUGGAGGACACCAGAUCUGCCCGACUGACACUGUUAGUAGGCCUGGGCAUGAUGCUGGCGUCCACAUGUUUGCUUGUGGCGGCAGCUGUUUUAUACCUGAAACAGAGGAGGAGAAGUCUACAGCAGAACAAGAGGGGGCACAUCGAAGAGAACGAGAUUCCACUCAGGCUCAAAGACAAAUAUUACUCUGACGACUAACAGAAUAAAGCAAGCAGUGUGCGUAAUCCUCGCUCACACUUUGUCAAGGAUGAAAUCAGCCUGUGAAUUAAACACAUUCUGAAUGUUUGUCAAAGGCUUCUUGCAUUUUGAUAAUCAAAUUCGCCGAAUUAUCCUGAUACACAGUGUAUUCAAACAUUGCGAAGACUGUGACAUUCUGUGGAAAUAAAGUUGAUCCAUUUUCUGAUAAGCUGCCAGGAAAGCAUAUAAAAGGUGAUCUGAUAAGUGAAGCAUUUGAGGUUACCGGCAGAGACUUGUAGAAAAAUGUAACUCUGUAAUUUAACACAGGUGAUGUGUACAGUAUUAGCCACCACAUGAUAGAGCAUAUCACAGCAAGGCAUUGCUAAAAUACCAGCAUUACAGUCAUUAUCUUUAGGGAUUAUUCUCCAUGACCCCUGCAGUGAGAAGAAGACUGAGGUAAUGGUCCGCUAAGUUGAUUGGGCCUUUCUCAGAUUUCCAACUCAGAGUGAUGGGGAGUCUAAAGUAUUUAGACACACAAAAGGGGUUUAAUGUUCCUCCGGUGGGGAGGUGAUGAAAGUCUCUCAAGAAGCAGCUCCGAGACGACGACGGGGGGGUUGGAGCGCAGCUGUGGACAGGU
Messenger RNA from Epinephelus lanceolatus (giant grouper), 3292 nucleotides. It is a transcript of the gene pcdh20l, whose product is annotated as protocadherin 20-like. Gene Ontology annotation, cellular component: plasma membrane; catenin complex. Gene Ontology annotation, molecular function: cadherin binding; calcium ion binding; beta-catenin binding. Gene Ontology annotation, biological process: multicellular organism development; cell migration; homophilic cell-cell adhesion. Lineage: Eukaryota; Metazoa; Chordata; Actinopteri; Perciformes; Serranidae. The record is from RefSeq and is a predicted model, not a curated record.